AUGGGAUUUAGAAAGAUUGAUCCUGAUCAGUGGGAAUUUGGAAAUGAGGAAUUCAUUAGAGGACAGAGACAUCUGUUAAAGAAUAUUCAUCGACGUAAGCCAAUCCAUAGCCAUUCUGCACAAGGGAAUUCUUCAGGGCCAUUAACUGAUUCAGAGAGACGUGAGUUUGAGGAGGAAAUUCAGAGGCUGAAACGGGAUAAGAGCUUACUUCAGUUGGAGUUACAGAAGCAUGAAAAGGAAAAUCAAGUUAUCUUGUUGGCUGAGCGUUUACAGAGUGUGGAACAGAGACAGAGGAAAUUGUCGGCCUUCCUAUCUCAAAUGUUGAAAAAACCGGGGUUUGCCUCCAUUCUUAUGCAACAGUCAGAAAUCAAUAGCAAAAAGAGAAGGUUGUUGGUAUCUAAGUACUUUAAUGAUGAAGUCAAUAUGGGUGAGUAUCAGAUUGUGACGUUUGAAAAAGACAAUCCACAUGCUACAUCCACCCCAUUGUCAAAUUUAGAGCUAAUCGAGAAGUUGGACUCAUCCUUAAAUUUCUUGGAGAAUUUUCUACAUGGGGUUGGUAAAAAAACUUCGGCUGAUGAAGUGUAUCCGCAGCCUUCCCCAGUUGUUAUAACUGAAAUGCAUGCUUCAUCAGGAGAUUCUGAUAUGAACAUCCAACCAUGUGAACCUGAUGGAAUUCCCUCUUCACCUCAAUCAAGGGAUAUUCAAUCAUCCUUAGAAGCGGCUGGAUCUUCGAAUUAUUCAGACAGCCCUGCCAUUUCAUCUAUGUAUCUCAAUGAAGAUGCUAAACCCAAAUCUUUGGGGAUUGAUGUAAAUAUAAGGCCUGAUAAUGUUCUGGACGUUGACGCAUUAAAAGACCCGGUCGAGGGUACAACAGCUCCAGCUGUCAUAAUGGAGGUUAAUGAUGUCUUCUGGCAACAGUUUUUGACAGAGAAUCCUGGUGCCUCUGAUACUCAGGAAGUUCAAUCCGAAAGAAGAGACAUUAAUGGGAUAAAGAGUGAAAGUAAGUCUUUAGAUAGCCGAAGAUUUUGGUGGAACAUGAACAAUGUAGAUAAUCUUGCAGACCAGAUGGCUCAUCUCACUUGA
Ilex paraguariensis (yerba mate) is the source of this 1083-nucleotide messenger RNA. The record is from the annotation of a GenBank genome assembly. NCBI's taxonomy places the organism in Eukaryota, Viridiplantae, Streptophyta, Magnoliopsida, Aquifoliales, Aquifoliaceae.